AUGACUGGCGACGGUGCAAGCCAGAACAGACGACCUCCACGUCUUAAUCACAAGAAAUCGCGUGCUGGUUGUCAAAGAUGCAAGGCCCGUCGUGUCAAGUGCGAUGAGGCGAAACCCGCUUGCGGAGGAUGUAGUCGCCACCAUGUGCCUUGCAUCUAUCUUACCAACGAGUCCCCAAGGGCCGCUAGCACAGAAGUGUCGCUGUCUCCUCAUGCACUCCCGCAGACAGACCAGGUUCAAUUGAAGACUGCCAUCAACCAGGUCCUCACGCCGCCGACUAACAAUGACCCGGUCACGGCGGAUGACAUCCUGGAUCUUCCAGAGUCACGCCAACGUCGUAUGCUCGAACUCCGCCUAUGGCAUAAUUAUGUUACUGUUGUAGCAACUCCCUUCCAUACGCAGGCUCCGAUAUCUGCACUCAUACAGAUCUGGAAUAAUCAUAUGCCGCAUAUUGCCAUGCGACACGAUAAUCUGCUUAACACCAUCUACGCUUUCUCUGCUACAAACUUGUUACGAGAUGCUCCUGAUGACGAGCAAUUGCUCACUGCGCAGAGGAUAUAUCUCAGUCUGGCCCUCCGUGAGCAGCGAGCGGCCGUCAUCAAAUUCCAUACCCAGGCGGAAGAGCCAGACUCGCUCUGCUUCACUUCCAUCAUGAUGACCAUGAAUGCGUUCGGCUCUUUGCAGGAACGUACGCGACAACCUUACAAGCCACCUACGGACAUGCUACGUCUAGGCAUAGGAGCAUGCGCUAUGUUUGAAGAAGCUCUCAAGAGUGCUCGCAAAUUUCCCGCAUCCAAGAUAGUCACUUUCAUCGAGAAUCAGCCCUUUUUCUGCAGUAUACCUAGAAUGUUCGAUGAGGAGCAUCGCGGCCCAUUUGUUGGCAUUCUUGGUCCGAGAAACGCCCAAGGCGUGUACGAGGACUCCGAACUCUGGAACGCUGAGGUCCGGGAAGCCUACGAAUAUACACUGAGUUAUAUCGGUACCAUGUACACAGCCGUGUUGAACGAGGAGUCGUUGCAUCAGAUCUGCACCCGAAUUUGUGCCUUUACACUAUAUGUGCCCAAGAAGUUUGUUGACAUGGUCGAAGAGCUACGUCCUAGAGCGUUGGUCAUCCUGGCGCACUUCUUCUCGCUCGCGACAAAGGGCAGCGCGCACUGGUGGGUUGGUCAGACUCCAAUGCGGGAAGUUCAAGGGCUGCGACGCAUCGUGCCACUGGAGUGGCAACGGCACUUACGAUGGCCAUUGGUCAUGUCUGGACUCGAGCCUGUCUGA
This is a messenger RNA of Aureobasidium subglaciale EXF-2481, 1272 nucleotides long. RefSeq lists its product as uncharacterized. Gene Ontology annotation, biological process: regulation of transcription by RNA polymerase II. The transcript has 2 exons. The record is from RefSeq and is a predicted model, not a curated record. Lineage: Eukaryota; Fungi; Ascomycota; Dothideomycetes; Dothideales; Saccotheciaceae. Gene Ontology annotation, molecular function: DNA-binding transcription factor activity, RNA polymerase II-specific; zinc ion binding. The coding region runs from base 1 to 1272 and encodes 423 amino acids.